Messenger RNA from Phalacrocorax carbo (great cormorant), 3791 nucleotides. The record is from RefSeq and is a predicted model, not a curated record. NCBI's taxonomy places the organism in Eukaryota, Metazoa, Chordata, Aves, Suliformes, Phalacrocoracidae.
GCGGCUUCGCCCUCCGCGCUCUGCUGUCCCUCGCGGCGGCCCGUCGGGCCGGGUCACGUGGCUCACCUGGCCCAGGUGAGGCGGGGCCGGACGCCGUUCCCUGGCUCGCAGGAAAUCCUGUCCUCUGAACAAUGAAGAUCUUAGAUCCCGGCUAACUCUUAGACGCGCAAACUGUGAAUCCCUCCUCGCUCUUCUGAAGCAGAUGCUGAAGUUCUUUAGAAGGAUCUUUUCUAAACAGAGAAGAGCUUCUAAAGAGAGAAGGCUCCCAACGAUCUUGUGCCUGAGUGGUGAGCCAUGCUGGGCCGGAAAACAGGAGUCCCCCACAACCUGAACAGCCACCGCCAGCUGAACCAGUCCUACCAGGAGGCUGUGCCCCUGCGGACCAGACCAUCCAAGGAGACAGAUGUCAGUCUGGAGGUGCUCAGUGGCUCUACGCCUGAAAUCAAACAGAGCUGCGCCAGAGCCCAGCAGAUGCGGGACAGGAAAGGUCGCAAAGCUGACCUCAAAGACUCUAACGGGAGAGAGGCAGAAACAAUUACUUUUAUUUCUGGUACAGCAGAGGCUCCCCCAAAUCAGAGCUUCUGCUGUUCCUCUCUGUCUCAGGCCUGGAACACGUACAAGGCUGUUUUGUGUUGUAUAGUGACCUGUGGGGGCUGCUUUCAGGACUGCAGUAUCCCCUAUCCGGGGCCCACCGAGACCUCCACUGAUGAUGUAAAGAGCGGAGAUUAUAAUGGGCGACUGCCAAACAGCCCCGCCAACGUCUCUCCCACUGAGAAGAACGGGAACCAGAUCAAAAAGAGCAGCAUGGGUAGCAGUUUCAGUUACCCGGAUGUGAAACUGAAGGGCAUUCCUGUCUAUCAAAACAGGAGCCCCAGCCACCACCUGGAAUCGGAUUCAUGCUGCAAAGAGCUGCUGCCAGAGAAGUCCUUCAGGAACAGCAUAGAAAAGCCACCACCCCCCAGCAGCCACCGGAGUUCAGAGGAGUAUUAUUCCUUCCACGAGUCCGACCUGGACAUCAGCGAGCUGAACGGCUCCAUGUCCAGCAGGCAGAUCGACGUCCUGAUCUUCAAGAAACUGACGGAGCUCUUCAGCGUCCACCAGAUCGACGAGUUGGCCAAGUGCACGUCAGACACUGUCUUCCUGGAGAAGACCAACAAGAUCUCGGACCUCAUCAAUAGCAUUACUCAGGACUACAAUCUGGAUGAGCAGGAUGCUGAAUGCAGGCUGGUCCGAGGCAUCAUACGCAUCAGCACCCGGAAAAGCAGGGUCCGGCCCCAUAUUUCCAUCCCAGCCAGCCAGAGCCACGAGGAGAAGUCCAGCAGAGGCAACGCGCCAGACAGCGGUAAUGAAACAAUGCUAGAGUCCAUGGUCAUCAGCCAAGACGAUUUGGCUGUGCAAAUAUCAGAAGAAACACCAGCAGAUGUGAUAGCCAGGAACAUGAGGCGGCACAGCAGCGCAGGCUCUCCAACAAGCAGAGAUUCCUCUUUCCAAGACAUAGAGACUGACUCAUCUGGGGCACCUCUGCUUCAGGUGUAUUGUUAAGGAAAAGGACCCAAGCAGCAGGCAGGCAUUCCAAGGCUUUGCUGCAACCAGAUUUCUCCUCUUUCAAUAUGGAGUGUGCUAUGCCACUUUUUUUCCCCCAGGCUACCCUGAUCCUUUGUUGAAGCCAAAUUUCUCCUCCUGUCUGAAUUUCACUGGAUAUAUAUAUUUUUUUGGACAAUAUAGAACAUCAAGGAAGUGAACUGUGGAGCUAAUGAACUUGGCAGGUGGAUUGUGUGCCCAGGGAGGAGAAGAUGGACAAGGAAGUAUCUGAUAACUUGUGCUUCUGUGAUUUCCAUACUUCCCUUUAGCUUUGAGAGCCUCAGUGGCCCAGCCCUUCCCCUGCUUCGAGGGGCUGUUUUACAGUUCUUGCUUUCUGGCAUUGUGUAAGUUAACUUGGGUAGGGAAUAACUGGAUGGUGUCCCUGCUGAGAUGCUGAGGUGAAGGCCAAGCAUGGGCUCUCUAAAGACCCAAAUCUCUGUUUAAAGUGGCUGGGUUGGCCCCAGAAACGUAAGUCUUCUACCCAUAGUGUUUGUAGUAGCCAGAUCUGCCGCCUUCCUGCUGGCCCUUAGUGGUGUCAUCUGGUGCCUUGUGAGGAGAAGGUUCAGGUAACAUGGUUCGGUUAACCUUUGGCCUCUUGGCUUGUCUCCUGAGCUAGUGCCAACUGCAGAGGGGUGGGAUGCCUGGGGAUGCCCCGCUCUCAUCUCCCAGCGGACCAUGGGGACCAGCUUUGCCGUCACUGCCAGUCUGAUGUGGACUGCGGGCGGGACGUGUUACCAAGUGCAUGCACUGACCUGUGACUUGCAUGCCAGUCAGCUCUUCCUCACUCACCUGCCAAGCCCUCUGCAUUUCCCCGUCACGCUUGGUGUCUCACUGACUGCUGGGCAAGCCUUGAACUCGGGUUAUGGCAGGUGAUUGAAAUAGUCAGUUCAUUUUUAAGUUUUUUGUAAUUAAGAGUUGGGCCGUUUGACUGUUCUGCUAGAAACUUCCUUAAAAGUGGCUUGCUUUGAAAGGAAAGCCUUCCCUGAGAGGGUCUGUGGGGAACUGCUUGGUCCUGCCCUUCCCCUGGGGACACGCAGCACCUCGUCCUUCCCUUUGCUCCUCUCUAACAGCCAGUGAGGAGGAGCAGGAGAGGUGGGAUGGCUACCCCAGGGGCGCGGGGCCAGGCGACCUUGAGGGCUGCGGCAUUGCAGCAGAAGGAAGCUGUAUCUUGCUGGUGUUGCCACUUGGUUAUUUAUCAUAAAGGAAAUGCAUGAGGCCACGGGACUUGUUUAUACAUUCAAGUGCCCUUGGACAUGAAUAGAAAACGCUUAGUUGAAUUUACCGGCCAUAGAGUAAACACACCCACUGUUUUUUGGGGAGAGAGAAACCAAAAUAGGCUCCGUGCUUUGGUGUGGACCAUGUUUUUGUGCCUUAAUUGAAUCGAAAUGUGCCUUUAUUUCACAGCCUGUGAUUACUCUUCAAAAGGUUGGGUAGGGGGGGAAAGGAUUUAAUUCCUCACAUGAACAGUCAGGUUUAUUUAAGUGGCCAAAGCCCUUUGAAAUGUACGGUUCGAGUCCCUGUUAGAGCCUGUUUUUUGUAAACUGCUCACAUUUCAGAGCGUGCUUUUAUAAAUCACAGACAUUACUGAGACCACACCUUGAGACACUGACGAAGAGAGAUUUUGAAAAUAAAGGGGAGAGACUGAGCCUUGGAUUUGGCUUCCCCUCCCUGCUUUGUUUUUAAAGCUGUUGGUUUGUGAAAAGCCCUGUUUAUGCCAGGAAGAGACCUGAAGCAAGGCCAGCCUGGGACUCCCAGAGAAGCUGCGUUUCGUCACCUCCUUCUGAACACCACAGGUACUGAUGGACCCAUUUGGUUUCCUGCUUCUGAAGGGAUUUGUACAUACGUCUUUGGACAAGUUUACUUAAACCUGUGCACUGAGGCGUCGGCAUGGGCGCGCUGACGCGGAGCUCUGUGGUCUGUGCGCUGGAGCUUUGGAGGCAAGGGGUGAGGAUGGACUUGCAAAGAGCUGCCGAUCGCUAUUACAGAUGCAAUCGCACAUUUUAGUCUGUGUACGAAGAUGAACGUGUAUGGAUUAAGCUUGCUAAAAAAAACCCAAAAAAACCCCAAAAAAACUCUUUAAGAGGAAGACUGUCCACACCAUGGUCCCUGAAGCUGGUGCACCUGUGGUGUCUUAUGGGAUUCUUUUGCACUCCUUGGCCUUAAAUGUCUGAUUUGGUCUUUUUUUUAUAAAGCAAAAGAUGUUCUCUUUA